Anguilla anguilla (European eel) is the source of this 6279-nucleotide messenger RNA. RefSeq names its product phosphoinositide-3-kinase, regulatory subunit 1 (alpha) (gene pik3r1). Gene Ontology annotation, molecular function: 1-phosphatidylinositol-3-kinase regulator activity; protein binding. Gene Ontology annotation, biological process: phosphatidylinositol phosphate biosynthetic process; insulin receptor signaling pathway. Gene Ontology annotation, cellular component: phosphatidylinositol 3-kinase complex. The coding region runs from base 667 to 2847 and encodes 726 amino acids. The transcript is spliced from 16 exons. Lineage: Eukaryota; Metazoa; Chordata; Actinopteri; Anguilliformes; Anguillidae. The record is from RefSeq and is a predicted model, not a curated record.
GAGACUGGUUUCUCCGCAGAGAGGUUCGUUCGAGCGGAGUAUCGCUGAAGAUAGUGGCUAAGAGAGGACUGUAAAGGAGUGUUCGAAGCAGAACCAGACUUUAUUCUUUAACAAAUGAACGGAACCCUCUACGAUUAGAAGUUUUCUUGAACAAUUUGGGAUCGGCAAUUGAGUUCAGUUCACGCUGUAUUUAAUUUGUCUUUUAUUUGUGGCUAGCUUUAAACCUAGCUGGCGACUGGUAUCGUGACUGUGCCUAUCAUUUUACGGGAAGGAAGGAACAUUCCGUUCUCGGGCCCCUUUCGUGCAAGUCAGGGAUGAGUUCUCUGUGCUACCAUAGCUGGCUCUAGACAGAUGGGAACAUUUUACCAGGAGCACCAUAAAGGUGCAACCCAUUGCAGAACUUUAACACCAACCUUCACUAACUGAAGAAAUGACCACAAUCUGCCAAAAAUUCUGCAGAGAACCAUAAGAAGGACUUUGAGUAUUUCUAUGAAAAAAUUGCAUGUGGAGGUAUUUUUAUGUGUGUGUGUGAACAAAAGUAUCUGCUGAAAUCUGUGUAACAGGGUUUUUUUUGGGAGGGAAUCUGCUCCAGUAAAUUAUCAGUGCAGGACACAUUUAUCAUUGUGGUACCUCUGGAAUAUUUAUCAUUAACGCAAAGCUAACAAGAUGAGUGCAGAGGGAUACCAGUACAGAGCGCUCUAUGAUUACAAGAAGGAGAGAGAAGAGGACAUUGAUUUGCACAUUGGAGACAUACUGGUCGUGAGCAAGGGGGCACUACUGGCACUGGGGUAUGCCGACGGGUUUGAGGAGAAGCCGGAGGAGAUUGGUUGGCUGCCCGGCUUCAAUGAAACCACACAGGAGAAGGGCGACUUCCCUGGAACCUACGUUGAGUUCAUUGGGAAGAAGAAGAUAUCGCCCCCAACGCCCAAACCAAGGCCGCCAAGACCCCUGCCUGUCGCUCCUGGCGCCUCCAAAGCUGACUCGGACACAGAGCAAGCCACCACGCUGCCGGACCUGACGGAGCAGUUCGCCCCCCCGGAGUCGGCCCCGCCCCUGCUCGUCAAGCUGCUGGAGGCCAUCGAGAGGAAAGGCUUGGAGUGCCCAACACUUUACAGGGCCUUCACUGCAGGAGGGGGACUGGAGGUCAGACAGUGCUUCGAUAGUGACUGUCCGGCGGUGGACCUGGAGCAGGUGGAGCUGCAGGCGCUGUGCGACGGCCUGAGGAGGUACCUGCAGGACCUGCCCCACCCGCUCAUCCCCACCUCCAUCUACAGCGAGAUGGUGCACGUGGCCCAAGAGGUGCAGAACCCCGAGGAGUGCGCCCAGCUGCUGCGGGGGAUCGGAGGCUCCCCCGGCGUCCCGCCCCAGUACUGGCUCACCCUCCGCUGCCUCGCCAAGCACUUCGGCCGGGCGUGCCAGAGCGCCGCCAAGAACCAGCUGAGCGCCCGCGCCCUGGGCGAGAUCUUCAGCCCGCUGCUGUUCCGCCAGCAGGCCGCCGGCUGCGAGCCCAGCCCGGACUCCCAGGUCAAGGUGAUCGAGGUCCUGAUCGGCAGCGAGUGGAGCGAGAUCCAGGCGGCUCCAGCACUGCCUCCUAAACCACCCAAACCCGCCCCCGUCACGAACAACGGUAUGAACAACAACAUGGCUCUGCAAGACGCAGAGUGGUACUGGGGAGACAUCUCCAGGGAGGAGGUCAAUGAGAAGCUGAGGGACACGGCUGACGGUACAUUUCUGGUCCGUGACGCCUCCACAAAGAUGCACGGAGACUACACGCUUACCUUGAGGAAAGGGGGCAACAACAAACUGAUAAAAAUCUUCCAUCGGGACGGGAAGUACGGCUUCUCGGACCCGCUGACCUUCGGCUCGGUGGUGGAGCUCAUCAACCACUACAGGCACGAGUCCCUGGCCCAGUACAACCCCAAACUGGACGUGAAGCUGCAGUACCCCGUGUCCAAACACCAGCAGGAUCAGGUGGUGAAAGAAGACAACAUCGAGGCGGUGGGCAAGAAGCUUCACGAGUACCACCUGCAGUACCAGGAGAAGAACAAAGAGUACGACAGACUGUACGAGGAGUACACCAGGACGUCGCAGGAAAUUCAAAUGAAGAGGACGGCUAUCGAAGCCUUCAACGAAACCAUUAAAAUAUUCGAAGAGCAGUGCCAAACGCAAGAGCGGUACAGCAAGGAGUACAUCGAGAAGUUCAGGAGGGAAGGAAACGAGAAGGAGAUCCAGAGGAUCAUGGUGAACUACGAGAAGCUCAAGUCGCGCAUUAGCGAGAUCGUGGACAGCAAGCGGCGGCUGGAGGAAGACCUGAAGAAGCAGGCGGCCGACUACAGAGAGAUCGACAAGAGAAUGAACAGCAUCAAGCCAGACCUCAUCCAGCUCCGCAAGACCAGAGACCAAUAUCUCAUGUGGUUGACCCAGAAGGGAGUCAGGCAGAAGAAACUCAACGAGUGGCUGGGAAUCAAGAACGAGAACACGGAAGAUCAGUACUCCAUGGUGGAGGACGACGAGGACCUCCCUCACCACGACGAGCGCUCCUGGAAGCUGGGCAACAUCAACCGGACCCAGGCCGAGUCCCUGCUCCGCGGGAAGAGGGACGGGACCUUCCUGGUGCGGGACAGCAGCAAGGCGGGCUGCUACGCCUGCAGCGUAGUUGUGGACGGCGAGGUGAAGCACUGCGUCAUCAACAAGACUCCGACGGGCUUCGGGUUCGCCGAGCCCUACAACCUGUACGGCUCGCUGAAGGAGCUGGUCCUGCACUACCAGCACACGUCGCUCGUGCAGCACAACGACUCUCUGAAUGUCACGCUGGCGUACCCGGUGUACGCGCACCAGAGGCGGUGAGACCCCGCGAGAGCGGGGGGGAAAAGAGACAAAAGAGAACUCGAACCCGGGACUCGCUGCGGGAGCCUCGAGGGGGUCCUCUCUGCCAACGGGGUGGGGGGGGGGCGGGGCCGGGGGCGGGGACGCCUCGUCUCGCGCUCAAGGAAACGGCGUCAGGCUGCAUUUUUGUAUUUUUCGCAGACCCGCCCGGAGAACCCGGAGAGGGAAAAGACUGUUUCAGGGCAGCGGAUCUCUGGGCAGCGCGGAGCGAUGAAUGUAGUUCUCUCUCUCGUGUGCUCUUGCAGGAAGAAGCACAAAAAAUCAAACGGGAAACUGCUGAACUGUCUCCCGAAGCGGAGGACGUUACGAGGCCUUUUCUUCAUGGUGCUUGUUCUUUUCAGAGCUUUACCAGCCGGAAUGUCAAACGCUGAUCAAACGCAGAUUUUUUAUUUUAUUUUUGUUUUUUUUUUUGUACAGUUUUUGUUUCUUCCCUCCUCCCAUCUCCUUGUUUUUGUUUCUCUCGUCCCACCGAGUGUGUGUGCGUCGGCGUACGGAUGUGUAUGAGUGCACGUGCGACCAAAAUGGCCAGGGCGGGGGGGGGCGGUCGAUACAGUCGUGUUAAUUGUCCAUUAACGAAACUUGGAUAAAUGUAGCAAGAUGGCACUUUUUUCCUCUUUAUUUUUGCAGACAAAAUAAGAUUCUCUGGAAAAGACUUUCUUUGGAAAGGAACGCUCAUUGCAAAAUUAGUUUCCCCCCCCCCCCUCCCUUGAAAGCAUUAUAGUGCAGACUUGAACUUCUGAACUGUGGACAUGCAAAAGUAACGGGCAGGAUGAGAAAUGCUCAUGGUAUAGACACACACACACACACAUGCGCACACAAGAUCCAUAUAACACCAUUAAACAUAUUGUUCAAAACCAAAAUAAUUCUGUUUAUUUUCAGAUUUAAUGCCAAUUCUGCUAUGCAAUUCUGUAUCUCCCUUACUUUCUUGAAUUACAUUUUUUUCCACAUGUAGCUACCCAUAAUAUAAGCUUGUUUUAUCGCUUGAAACAUUUUAUUGUUUCAUCAUGUCAGUGUCCAACAGGCUAUUUUGUGUCAAAUGCCAGGACAUUAACCGGCAUCAGUUUUAAAAAAUGAAAAUAUACUUAUUGCUUUUUUUUUUUUUUUUUUUUUUUUAAAUCAGCAACUGGUCUGAAGUCCACUGUAAAAAAUAUAUAUAUAAUAAAGUUUUAUUAGUUUUUACUUCAAACUCAUUUCUCAUGGGCAGAGCCUGUUGAGGAAUUAAAAGCUGCUUCAGUCAAUAAAUAGAAAAAUGUUUCAAAAGAGCCGCCCUUCUGUUUUUAUCAAAGAUCAAUUCCUGAAACUAAAGCACUCAGAGAGGUAAGGGAGAACUCUUAGAUAUAGAUGAAUAUUGUAAUCAGUUGGGUGCAUGUCUAACCUAUGAAGCACCAUGGUGUUUCACAUGCAUUUAGGCCUAUCUUCACAGUAAAGACAGUGUAAUUGUUUUAUUUUGUAAUAUAUAUUUUUUUCACGCAAAGGCAGAGUAAAGCAACUUGGUGUGUUGGAAUGCCGCAAAAUGUAAUUGAAAUGAUCAGUUAUGAGAUGAAAAAUGUUACCUUUCUCAUUCCUAGUUCACAUAGUAUUUUUUCUGUAUCAGAAAAUUCCUUAUGAGUGUUUACAUGGAUAGAACAAUUCAUGUCUCUUAGUCCUGAAUUUUGAUGCUAAAAUCCACGCUAUGCCAAUAAAUAGUAGUUCUGUUACUCUGAGAAAAAUAAAGUACCAAAAUGAAUUUAGCUGCCAACCGAAUACCUGUUUCUAGUAGUACAUCUUUUCAUCACAGCUGUAUUUUCAUUUUGAUAAUUGUCAUUUCUUGUAUCAUUUUUCUUUCCAUUGUGAAUAAAUCUCAAAUUAUUGCUUACAGUACACCUGUAGCUCAUAUGAUGGAUGAUGAGGUUGAUACUACACCACAGUUCAGUGAUCUCUGAAGAUGUGAAUUUGCCAAGCAGCCUUGCUUUGUACUUGCUGCUCUUGACAUUACAUUUCAGCCCUGUGCUCUGUAAAAAUGUGUGGCAAGCGCAAAUGAAAAUGCAAGCAUUUUAUGCGAUAGAUUGAUGUUGACCCCCCAGAUUAUUAUUAUUAUUAUUUUGGAGGAUAACAACUUUCUCAUUUUUUUGUUGAAAUAAGGUGUGUUUGCCUUAAAAUAAUCUAGAUGUUUUGCAUUACUUCCCCGGUCAGCUCUGUUUUGAACCUAACCAUUUAUGUUGUGUAACUCUAUUAGAGAUUUCUUAAAAAUUUACUAGUAUAUUUUCAAUUCCCUUUCUUUUGGAAAAUGUAAUAUUUUGUCACGUCCAUAUUUAGUUCUAAUCUUUAAACAUUUAGCUGCAUCCUGUAUGCAGAGUAAUCUUUGUGCAGCCGAGCCUUUUUCACAUCCUGACAGGAAUGGGUAGAAGACUAAAGAGGGUCUACGCAAACGUUUGUCAUACAGCCAUCAUAAAUGUGGUACCAAAAUUAUAACCUGUUUUCUCUUGAUUUGCAAAAAAAAAAAAAAAAGGGCAGGCUAAACAUUUGCUAACGGUGCAAAACAUGAAUGUGAAUAAUGAUGUCCCUGGUGUAAACUAUGUUUACAAUCUUUUUUUUUUUUUGUUUCCAAGUGUCUGACCUCUGAGCUUAUGUUGCCCCAAAAGGGCUUUGGAAAUAUCCUAAGGCUAAACUAUAUAAGCGCACAUGUCAUUUACAACAGUGCAAUGGAAAGAUCGAGGGUUAUAUUCAUGCUGUGGUAUGGCACCAAUGAUAGACCAGUUCUUUUUUUAUCAUCUCAGCUGCUUGAGAAGGCUUUUACUGCUCAGAAUCAGGCCUGUGCAUCAAAACCAGUGCAACCAUGCCAAAUGAUCACAAUGUACACUUUAUUUUGGCACGCAUUACUUUUUUCAUUGCAGUGAACUCAUUUCACUGAAGCGAUGCCUGUUCCUGGUGCACUGGACAUUUCUAAAGAGAACACAUCUAAACAAAUUCUUACCGGAGCCCAUGAACUCAAAUAGUGGCAGCCAUCACAUACAGAGGUUGUAUGCUUUGGAUAUUACCCGAGGGGUAGUGAAUAUCAAAAGCACCCCUUGGGCAGGUACUGGUUUGUUUAAGUUCCUAGAAUUUGUGGCCCAUGGUCUUACUUGUUUCUCUUGAUUUUUUCCCAACGUGUCGUUCUUUGGUUCCUCAGUCGCUGUCCCUGUGAAAACCAGCACUAUUUUGAGGCUUAGAUUUUUCAAAGUAAUUAAAACUAAAUGAUGAACUAAAGAUAGACAGAUGAAUGAAAGAUCAGGACUGGGUGGCAAGCCUGAGAUGAUGGAAGUUGCAGAUGUGUUGAUCAAGAUUUAAUCAGUGUUCCCCUGUUUUAAAACUGCUUCACACCUGUAUUGGGCUUUGUUAAAAGAAAAUAAAAAGUUGUUUUUUUUUGCAACAAGA